UUUAUAUCAAAGUAAAGACUGAUCAUUCAUAAAUCAUUUCUGUUAGGUUCAAGCUAAUCGGCUUAAUUUUCGUACCGCCACAAGCUCUUUUUCGAGUAACAGUGUAGUGCAAUAAUACAAUCAGUCAAACCCGUAGACAACACUCUGGAGGCAUCCGAGUCUCGUAGUUCUGCAAUUUCGACGCGCGAAUUAUACGGGACAUCGUAUUCUACACUACACAGUACAUGACUCAUGUCGGAUCAAAGCGCUUCCGAGUCUUCAGCCGUUCAGCCGUUUGAGCCGUCCGAGCCGUCCAGCGGCGAAGACAGCACUCGCACUGUCGCCCCACAGAAUGAAGAACAACAAGAAGGCGGUCGCCGUCAACAAGGCUCGAUGUUUCAGACUCUCAUCUGGCGUUUGCUCGUCUUCUGGUUCAUAUCCAACUUGUUACGACGCAGUUUCGGACCAAAAACCGACGGUGGAAUUCCCAGCAAAAACAUAUUCGAUAGAAACCAGUUGAUGGACCUUCAUGUGUAUCUCGCAGAGAGCAAACGCUUCUCUGAUUUCGGCAAUCAGACGGCUCUGUUUUGGUUUCAGGAGGAUAUCGAGUACGGCAGCUGGAGUGACGGUGAGAACAGUGACGGAACACGCACGUUCAGUAGUUCAAUUCAGAUAUCCGAGAAUGUGAAGAGAAACGGCUCGUUGUAUGUUCACGUGUUUCUCACAAAGUCUGGUGUCUCUCCCGAUCCUACUGAUGAGUCAUACGAGCGGCUGGCUGUUGUUCAUUCGAAGAAAAGGUUGAAUAUCUACAAGCGAAGACGCGUGCACAAGACAGCUAAUCUUCUUACUGGUGAGGCAGACGUCAGUCCAGGCUCGAUAGUGCAGAAAACUGGACUUGAAACUCCAACGGAAAUCAUCAGCUACUGGCAUCCCAAUCUAACGAUCAAUGUGAUCGAUGAUCAAACAGCAUGGAUAAAGGGCAGCAUUCCUCCGCCAGUAAACGAAUACGUCAAGUUUGACAAUCAAACGGGCGAUUACUAUCCCAUUGUCUAUUUCAAUGACUUUUGGAAUCUUGCGAGUGAAUACACACCGAUCAAUGAGACAACUCCAAAAUUGAAUCUCACAUUGACGUAUGGACCUCUGUCAUUGUUUCGAUGGCAAAUGUAUCUGUCACAACAGCAACGGAGUCAGUGGAUGAAAUAUUUCGGAGAGACAGAAACGGAAGGUGAAGAUGAGGACAGUCUUAAGCAAGCGUUGAUUGAAACAAAUCCGUAUCUCUUGGGUUUGACAAUCAUCGUGUCUCUCCUUCACACCGUGUUUGAAUUCCUGGCAUUCAAGAAUGACGUUCAGUUUUGGAAGAGCCGCAAGUCAUUAGAAGGUCUCAGUGUUCGCUCUGUCUUUUUCAAUGUCUUCCAGUCGAUCAUCGUCGUGCUGUAUGUGUUGGACAACGAUACUAACGUUAUGGUCAUAUUCAGUUGUAUUGUCGGCUUGGGAAUCGACUUGUGGAAGAUCACAAAAGUAGUCGACGUAAAGAUUGACAGACAACGAUUGCUACUAGGAUUCAUACCGCGGAUUACGUAUGAAGAUAAAUCAUCAUACACGGAAUCAUCGACUAAGCAAUAUGAUCUGCUGGCAUUUAAAUACUUGUCUAUUUUACUCUUUCCACUUUUUGUUGCGUAUGGAGUUUAUUCCCUCUUGUACCAAGAACACAAGGGAUGGUACUCGUUCUGUCUCGGAAUGUCUUACGGAUUUCUUCUAACAUUUGGUUUCAUUAUGAUGACUCCUCAGUUGUUUAUCAACUAUAAACUGAAGUCGGUGGCUCAUCUGCCGUGGCGUAUGCUGACGUACAAAGCUUUGAAUACGUUUAUUGACGAUCUGUUUGCAUUUGUCAUUCGAAUGCCGAUGAUGUAUCGUAUCGGAUGUCUUCGAGACGACGUCGUAUUUAUCAUUUACGUGUAUCAACGAUGGAUCUAUCCAGUCGAUCCCACACGAAUGAACGAAUUUGGAGGCAGCGGUGAACAGCCAGUUGUCACACCCUUGAAAACAGAAACAGAAGAAGUCAGGGAGGGUGAUGAUUCGUCUGCUCAGCCCGACACGGAACACGAGAGCGAUCUGUCAUUAACAGGUCAAAGUUUGAACACGGAGAUUAAUGGUUCGAAUACACUUGUUAGUGAAGAUGCUGUUAGUGACAAGUCGGUCUUAGACAAAAAGAACGAUUAAUGAUUUCUAUGAUUGCUGCAUUCAUAGUACUAUUUGUUUAUGCGUUUACUCAAAUAGUCCACUGCACUGACAUUCGAGUGUCAUAUGUGGUAUGUUGUGUGAAUGUGUAAGGCUCGGUUGGUGAUGGGUGCAUGGGUGUUGUGCAUGCAGACAGCAGUCUGAAGGCUUGGUUGAUGUAGCACUGAUUCG
This is a messenger RNA of Corticium candelabrum, 2388 nucleotides long. Its product is annotated as putative lipid scramblase CLPTM1. The coding region runs from base 232 to 2199 and encodes 655 amino acids. Lineage: Eukaryota; Metazoa; Porifera; Homoscleromorpha; Homosclerophorida; Plakinidae. The transcript is spliced from 13 exons. Gene Ontology annotation, cellular component: membrane; endomembrane system. The record is from RefSeq and is a predicted model, not a curated record.